This is a messenger RNA of Saccharomyces eubayanus, 1353 nucleotides long. RefSeq names its product Aan1p (gene AAN1). The coding region runs from base 1 to 1353 and encodes 450 amino acids. NCBI's taxonomy places the organism in Eukaryota, Fungi, Ascomycota, Saccharomycetes, Saccharomycetales, Saccharomycetaceae. The transcript has a single exon. The record is from RefSeq and is a predicted model, not a curated record.
AUGGCCAAAGAUUUAAUGCCUAAGCAAACAGCCAACAAACCAUCGUUGAAGGCUUGUACUUGCAAAAGAUGUGUUAAUUUGAGCGCUUCAAGAGAGAAGAAGAUCAGAAGAAAGAAGAAAGGCGAAGAGAAAAGAGAGAGACAUUAUGGAAGUAGACGGAAAUUGACGUUUAACUUUUUGAAGCAUACGAAUUUGGAAAAUACCAAUUACGACGUGAUCACUUCUGUUGGAUAUCUUAAUGAAAAGUAUGGACUGAAAAAAUCACAUUACAUCGAAAAAUUCAUUAAAUGCAUCCACAGGAAAAUAAAUAUCGAUGUAAGUAAAAUCACCGAUGACUACGUGGAUUCGCUGAGUCCCUGGGUUAAAGUAAAACUUUUUCUCCUGUUGGUAACUUUAUCCGAAAAAGGUGGUCCAGAAUACUGGCUCGAUAAGACAGAUGGUGAUAAAAACUCAGAAUCAUUUUCGUCAGAAAAUGGCACGGAAGAUUCCAUUAACGGUGAGGGUAGCGCAAAAAUACCAACAUUAAAAGAUGAAAUGUCUAAGGCCCAUAAAAAUAUUUUCCCUACUUUAACAGAACAGAUCAUACAGCACAACAUUAAUCAAGAUUUUACGGAGUCGACGUAUGACGAAGAUUAUGUCUUUUCUUCUAUUUGGGCGAAUUUCAUGGAAGGAUUAAUCAAUCAUUAUUUGGAAAAGGUUAUCGUACCUUAUUCGGAGAUGAAGGUCUGUCAACAACUAUACAAACCAAUGAUGAAAAUCAUUUCAUUGUACAACGAGUAUAAUGAACUUAUGGUUAAAAGCGAAAAGAACGGUUUCUUACCUUCUUUGCAAGAAUCUGAUAAUGCUAAUGGUGAAAAAAGCGAAAAAGACAGCAAGGAUGAUGCUGUUAGUCAAGAAAGGCUUGAAAGAGCCCAAAAAUUGCUAUGGCAAGCUCGAGAAGAUAUUCCAAAAACUAUCAGCAAAGAGCUAACUUUGCUGUCAGAAAUGUAUUCAACAUUAUCUGCUGACGAGCAAGACUACGAACUAGAUGAAUUUGUGUGUUGCGCGGAAGAGUAUAUCGAAUUAGAGUAUCUUCCCGCGCUUGUUGAUGUUUUAUUUGCUAACUGUGGCACAAACAACUUCUGGAAGAUUAUGUUGGUGUUGGAACCUUUCUUUUACUACAUCGAAGAUGUCGGCGGAGAUGACGACGAAGACGAAGACAAUGCCGAUAACAGUGAGAAUGAAGAAGACCACCUACACACUAAAAACGCGGAGAGAGAAGAUGCAGUGGUUGAACACCAUUUCAAGCCUGAUCCGAGAGUAAUUACUCUGGAGAAAAUAUGUGAAGUCGCUGCAAGGCAAAAAUGGAUAUAA